UUGUUUUUGUUUCCUCCCAUUGAUAGAGCCCAAGGAAAAGAGGUUGAGGAAUGAAGAAUCUGAAGGAUCAUUCAGAGAAGCAUGAGAAAAAGAGUGCGAAUGGAAUAGUGGCAGUGGGAAUAGACAAAGACAAGGGGAGUCAAUAUGCACUCAAAUGGGCAACUGAACAUCUCCUCGCGAGAGGCUCAACCCUAGUUCUCAUCCAUGUCAAUGUUAGGUUAAAUCAAGCUUCAUGGUCAUGGAAUAGUAACGUGGACAAGGGAUCAUUGCCAAACAAAAACUCUGAUAGUCACACUGAGGAAAUUUUUCAUCCAUGCCAUGUCUUUUGUGCACGGAAAGGCAUACAUUGCAAGGAUGUCAUACUAGAAGAUACAGAUGUAGCGAGAGCUUUGAUUGAAUAUGCUUUUCGCACAGCUACUGAGCAUUUAGUUAUUGGCUCUUCAAGUAGAACUGGCUUAUUCAGAAGAUUCAAGUUAGUUGAUAUUCCAGGAACGGUGACAAAAGGAGCACCGGAUUUCUGUUCUGUCUAUGUUGUUGCGAAAGAAAAGAUUCAAACAAUGCGAUCAGCUUCUCGUCCUGCUCCAGCCACUUACCUUCCCAGCAAGCAUAUUCAAGGAAGCAUCAAGCCGAAACUAGCAGAGACAAAUAUGCCAUUAAAUAAUCAUGCACAUGAAAAACGAUCCACUGGUGGACAAAGUACAUUAAAGGAUGAAACUGAAUCCUUCAGGUCACCAUUAACCAGGAAAAAUUUGGAUGGCAAGUCACAUGGGGAAAAUUCCCUUCCAGGAAUGUCGAAUAGCUCAGAGAUAGACGGGAACUAUAGCUUUGAGUCAUUGCAGCAUCAAAAGGGGUCAAUGGAUAUUAGCUCUCAUCUGGAAUCCUUCUCAUCAGAUGGUGAUGGACUUUUAACGUCACAUGGCACGGACGAUAUAGAGGCUGAAAUGAGGAGACUAAAAUUGGAGCUUAAGAGAACAAUGGAAAUGUAUAGCACCGCCUGUAAAGAAGCACUCGUGGCACAGCAGAAGACAAUAGAGCUCCAACGUUGGAAAAGGGAGGAAGAAAGGAGAUUGGAAGAGGCAAGGCUUGCUGGGGAAGCUGCAUCUGUGGUUGCAGAAAAGGAGAUGGCCAGAAGUAAAGCAGCCAAGGAGGCUGCUGAAGCACAAAAGAGGAUUGCAGAACUGGAAGCACAAAGGAGGGUUGUUGCAGAAGGGAAAGCAGUGAAAGAAUCAGAGGAGAAAACAAAAGCACUUGGUGCUUUAACAAACAUAGACAUCAGUUAUAGAAAGUAUUCAAUCGAGGAGAUUGAAGCUGCAACGGAGCUCUUUGCAGAUUCUUUAAAGAUUGGAGAAGGGGGUUAUGGUCCUGUAUAUAGGUGCCAUUUAGACCAUACCCCUGUAGCAGUAAAGGUUCUACGUUCUGAUGCAACACAAGGGAGGUCACAGUUUCAACGAGAGGUUGAGGUACUGAGCUGCAUAAGGCAUCCAAACAUGGUUCUCCUCCUGGGAGCAUGUCCAGAGUAUGGCUGCCUUGUCUAUGAUUUCAUGGCCAACGGAAGCUUAGAAGAUCGCCUCUUUCGUCGAGGAAAAACUCCCUCUCUUCCUUGGCAGCUUAGGUUCAAAAUUGCAGCCGAAAUAUGCACUGGCUUGUUGUUUCUGCACCAGAGAAAACCAGAGCCUCUGGUGCAUAGGGACUUGAAACCAGCUAACAUCCUGCUUGACAGCAACUAUGUGGCCAAGAUCAGUGAUGUAGGCUUAGCCAAACUAAUUCCACCAUCUUUGGCUGACAGUGUGACACAAUAUCAAAUGACGUCUGCUGCUGGAACUUUCUGCUAUAUAGAUCCAGAGUACCAACAGACAGGAAUGCUUGGGGUGAAAUCUGAUAUAUACUCCCUUGGGAUCAUUUUCCUGCAGAUUUUAACAGCUAGGCCACCCAUGGGUUUGACUCAUCAGGUUGAGAGAGCUAUUGAGAAAGGGGCAUUUGCUCAGAUACUGGAUCCAACAGUGCCUGACUGGCCUGUAGAAGAGGCCUUGAGCCUAGCAAGUAUGGCACUUAAGUGUUCCCAAUUAAGGCGAAAAGAUAGACCUGAUCUCGCCAAGGUUGUCUUACCUGAACUGGGCAGAUUGAAAAAUCUUGCUUAAAAUAUUAAUUACCUUGCACCCUCAAGUGGUUGUGCAUCUACAUUCAGCCAUAGCCAUGUCUCUGUACAGCAUCUUGAUGGGCUGGUCUUCCACUUCCCUGUUCUGGGAUGAGCACGAGAAAAAAUCCAUGACCAUUUUGGACAAGAAAAACACAAUCCCGUGCAGGGAAGAAAAAGCAAAAAGAGAAAUUUUCUAUCAGAUUGAGCUCCAGGACAAAGCAUAAAAUGCAUCAGUGUAUUGCUGUGGUAGCCAUUAGCAGCAUUCUUCGAGCAGUACCGCUUCAGGGGUUUUUCAGGGUCUCAAAUAAGCCCCCCACCACUGAGAUGGUUUUUUCAGCGUCUCAAAAAUUUUCACUAGUUUUUUUGAUCCCCAGUAACACAACACAAAAGUCAAAUAUAAUUAUAUUUUUUAUAAAAAUUAAGAGCAAUGACUACAUUUCAUUUGGAAAC
Molecule: messenger RNA, 2587 nt
Organism: Neltuma alba
Lineage: Eukaryota; Viridiplantae; Streptophyta; Magnoliopsida; Fabales; Fabaceae
Product: U-box domain-containing protein 35
Exons: 11
Coding region: 51-2138 (695 amino acids)
Biological process (GO): protein phosphorylation
Molecular function (GO): protein kinase activity; ATP binding
Source: RefSeq, a predicted model, not a curated record